Paramuricea clavata is the source of this 2937-nucleotide messenger RNA. The record is from the annotation of a GenBank genome assembly. Lineage: Eukaryota; Metazoa; Cnidaria; Anthozoa; Malacalcyonacea; Plexauridae.
AUGGCUUCGAACAGUAUAGGAAAACCGCCCGAACCACUUAAUCUUGAAGACAGAGCUCAUCGUGGAGAAAACUGGAAGAAUUUUAAGAGAGAAUGGUCGUAUUACGAAAUAGCGGCGGGAAUAGCAACGAAAACAGAAAAGAUUAGAGUCGCUGCCUUACUUAAUGUCACUGGAAGAGAUGCCCUUAACAUGUAUGAAACUUUUCAGUGGGAAAAUGAAGGCGACAAUUUUAAGAUUGCAAAAGUUUUAGAGAAGUUCGAAGAGCGUUGUGUCCCUGCAAGAAACGAGAUAUUCGAGCGCUACAAUUUUUUCAAGCGGAACCAAGACAAAGGCGAAUCGUUAGAUGCAUACAUAACAACAUUACUGAAGCUCUCGGAGACGUGUGCAUUCGGUGACUUGCGAGAAUCUCUAGUCCGUGAUCGACUUGUCUACGGAAUUCGGGAUGACCAUGUUCGAGAGAAAUUACUCGGAAAACGCGAUCUAGACUUAGAUAAAUGCAUCGACAUAUUGAAGUCUAGCGAACUGACUCAUUUUCAAGCAAAAGAAAUAUCGUCGGAAGACGUGCAAACGAAUUUUGUGAAGCGAGUAAGACCAAGAAAGAUUGAAAAGUCAAACAGCGAAGCAGCUACAAGUUCGGCUAAGUCGAAGAUAAAAUCAAAGAGUGAUACGAGUUAUCAGAAAGAGUUUGUGACACCUCAGACGUCUAAAGAUUGUACGUUUUGUGGACGGCGUCACGUGAACAAGAAAGAAAAUUGCCCAGCGUGGGGAAAACGUUGUCGUAGUUGCAAGAAAGUUGGACAUUUUGAAAAAAUGUGUCGAUCGUCAAAAGUACACCAAGUCAGGCAAGAGGUCGAAUAUUUGUAUAUCAGUUCGUCGGUUAAGAACAGUCCUAAACAUCAAGCCUUCGUCACGUUUAAAGUAAACCGAAACAAGGACGUCGCGUUCCAGAUUGACACAGGGGCAACCUGUAAUGUAAUGCCUUCAAAAGUAUAUGAAGAAAUCACAAGAGAUAAUGAAGGCCGUAAGCUGCAAGCGGCGAAGAGCGUUUUGAUGAUGCAUAACAAAUCAAGGGUUUUCCCCCGAGGGAGUACGUCAAUGCAACUGGAUCGUGGUGGUCAUGGAUAUCGGGUUCAAUUCCUCGUCGUGGAAAACUGUGAAGUACCACUGAGUUUGGUUACGAGUGAGCAACUUGGUUUGGUUAAGAUUAUCGACAGCGAUAGUGCAUCGAGUAUAAACGUUCUUCGGGAAGUAAGUCACGUGGAAAAGAACAUGCCUGACAAGCCGAUGGGAAAAGAGCAAAUUUUGUGUGAGUAUAGCGAUGUUUUCGAUGGUCUGGGCUGUUUACCUGGAGAAUAUCACGUUGAAAUUGACCAGAAACAGACGCCAGUAAUACAUGCACCUCGAAGAGUUCCUGUGGCUAUUCGUGAGGUCGUCAGAAAAGAGUUAGAAGAUAUGGAAGCAAACGGUAUCAUAGCAAAAGUUGUUGAACCAACUCCGUGGGUAUCAUCAAUGGUCGUUGUUCGUAAGAAGAAUGGUAAAGUUCGGAUAUGCAUCGAUCCACGCGAUUUGAAUGAAGCGGUCAAAAGAUGUCACUAUCCACUGCCUACGCUAGAAGAAGUUGCGACAAGAUUGCCCAAAGCUAAGGUUUUCUCAGUGUUGGAUGCAAUGUUGGGGUUUUGGCAAGUGAAGCUAUCAGAGAGUUCCUGCAAGCUGACGACAUUCAAUACGCCGUAUGGGCGAUAUUAUUGGAAGAGAAUGCCAUUUGGAAUAAAAUCUGCACCAGAAGUUUGGCAGAGAAAAGCUCAUGAAUUUAUCGAGGGGCUGGACGGUGUUGAGGUAAUAAUGGAUGACUUCCUGGUGAUUGGGUUUGGUGAUACAGUUGAGGAAGCAGUAAGCAAUCAUGACAAGAAUCUUGUUGGUUUACUGGAGCGAGCUCGAGAAAUAAAUUUAACGCUGAAUCCAGACAAGAUCAAGUUGCGUCUACAGGAAGUGCCAUUCAUUGGUCAUUUGUUAACACCUCAAGGCCUUAUUCCAGAUCCAGCCAAAGUGGAAGCCAUUCUGAAAAUGCCAUUGCCUACCGAUGUGAAAUCGCUAAGAAGAGCACUUGGAAUGGUUAAUUACCUUGCGAAGUUUCUGCCAAAUUUAUCCUCUUCCUGUGAAAUCUUACGACAGUUGUCUCGAAAGGAUGUAGAGUGGCACUGGGAAGAUCGUCAUGAGGAAGCCUGGAAAGACCUAAUGAAAAGCAUAACCCAAGCUCCAGUCCUUGCGUUUUUUGAUCCCGAGAAAGAAGUUACUAUCCAGUGUGAUGCGUCGCAAGAUGGUUUAGGAGCAGUCUUAACUCAAGAAGGUAAACCAAUCCACUACGCCUCUAGAGCAAUGACAAAGGCUGAAAAGAACUAUGCACAAGUGGAGAAAGAACUAUUGGCAAUAGUCUUCGCUUGUGAACGAUUUGAUCAAUAUGUAUAUGGGAAAUCGGUUACUGUAGAAUCCGACCAUAAACCACUGGAACAAAUCGGGACCAAGCCAUUUCACGAAAUCCCGAAGAGAUUACAGCGUAUGUAUUUACGUUUACAAAAGUAUGAUGUUAAAAUCACUUACAGAAAAGGUUCACAAUUGUUCAUUGCAGAUACCCUAUCUCGUGUGUACCUUCCAGAAACUCAAGUUGACCACAACGCUGGAAACGAAUUUUGUGCUCAGUUAGAAGAAACCAAUUUGGUGGCAGAUUUACCAAUCUCUAAUGAACGUUUGAACGAGCUUAAACGUGCAACAGCUGCAGAUCCUGUUCUUCAGAAAGUUCGUGAAUAUGUCGAGAAAGGCUGGUCAACGUCAAAACAAUACCUACCACCUGAUGUUGUUCCGUAUUAUUCGCUUCAGAGUGAGAUCUCGUAUCAGGAUCUCAGAUCUCGUAUCUUCUCUUCAAGUCAGGAAGAAUUGUAG